This is a messenger RNA of Trichomycterus rosablanca, 907 nucleotides long. Its product is annotated as putative golgin subfamily A member 6-like protein 3. The record is from RefSeq and is a predicted model, not a curated record. The coding region runs from base 174 to 656 and encodes 160 amino acids. The transcript has 2 exons. Lineage: Eukaryota; Metazoa; Chordata; Actinopteri; Siluriformes; Trichomycteridae.
GAACACGAUGAUGUCACAGACAGGAUGACAUCACACGUACAGCCCCUAUAUAACCACACACUUGGUGACUUUCAGAUCACUUCAGUUUCGACGACUCGAGAGACUCGUCUGUGUUUGGUGUUCGUGCUACGUUCCUUUGUUUAAGUAAAAAAAAAAAACCUGGCGGUACAACCAUGCCGUGGUCGGCCGUUCGAGACCGACUGCUGUCGUUCCUGCGCUCCUGCUGCCCGGCCCGGCGGAGACACAGGCUGAGGGAGCUGGAGGCCGAGCUGAGGGCCGAGCGGCUGGCGACGGAGAGACUGCGGGCCAGGCAGGGUCGGGACAGAAAGGGUCUGCUGGAGGAAGUGGACCAUCAGAUAAGGAUGAGGAUGCUCUCCGAGUCAGUGAGGAAGAGGCACCUGCUGACCUCUGUGUGGAAGGAGCACCUCUGUGAGACCCAGCUCCAGCAGUACAAGGAGAACGUGACGUCCACGACCGAGGAGACGGAGAGAGCCAGACGCAACCUGCAGGACGUGCGGAGCCUCCGACUGAUGGAGGAAGAGCAACACAGACUGGAGGAGAAAAGUAUGAAAGUGUGCUGGGAGGAGGAGAGAAGCACCAUGAGGCAGGAGAACGAGGAGCUUAUGAGAAGAGUCGGAGAACUAGAGGAGCUCUAAAAGGAGCUCUAGGAGCAAAGAUCGGACGCAUAGGGUGAACUGGGAUCGUGCAAACUGGGAGGAGAAAAAGAACUUCAAAAAAUCGAACAACAAAAGAAAGAAAGAAAGAAAGAAAGAAAGAGAGAGAGAGAGAGAGAGAGAGAGAGAGAGAGAGAGAGAGAGAGAGAGAGAGAGAGAGAGAGAGAGAGAAAGAAAGAAAGAAAGAAAGAAAGAAAGAAAGAAAGAAAGAAAGAAAGAAAGAAAGAAAGAAA